CCAGACCUAGCAUGUCAGGACUGCAUCUGGUGAAAAGAGGACGAGAACAGAAGAAAUUGGACCUUCAUCGUGACUUCACCGUCGCGUCUCCGGCUGAGUUUGUAACUCGCUUUGGAGGGAAUCACGUCAUUGAAAAGGUUCUCAUCGCCAACAAUGGCAUCGCCGCCGUCAAGUGUAUGCGGUCCAUUCGAAGGUGGGCCUACGAGAUGUUUCGGAACGAGAGGGCCAUCCGCUUUGUGGUCAUGGUCACGCCGGAGGACCUCAAAGCCAACUGUGCCGUGCGCUUGGCUAAGACCGUGGGCUACGUGAGUGCAGGGACCGUAGAAUACCUCUACAGUGAAGACGGCUGCUUCCACUUCUUGGAGCUGAACCCCCGUUUGCAGGUGGAGCAUCCCUGCACCGAGAUGAUCGCUGAUGUCAACUUGCCGGCUGCUCAGUUACAGAUUGCCAUGGGGGUGCCUCUGAACAGGCUGAAGGACAUUCGGGUCCUGUAUGGAGAGUCACCCUGGGGGGUCACUCCCAUUUCUUUUGAAAACCCCGUCAAUCUUCCAGUCCCCAGAGGCCAUGUGAUUGCUGCCAGGAUCACCAGCGAGAACCCAGACGAGGGUUUUAAGCCAAGCUCCGGGACUGUCCAGGAACUGAAUUUCCGGAGUAGCAAGAAUGUGUGGGGCUACUUCAGUGUCGCGGCCGCAGGAGGCUUGCACGAGUUUGCAGAUUCCCAGUUUGGGCACUGCUUCUCCUGGGGAGAGAACCGAGAAGAGGCCGUCUCGAACAUGGUGGUGGCCCUGAAGGAACUGUCCAUCCGGGGAGAUUUCAGGACCACAGUGGAGUACCUCGUGAACCUGCUGGAGACAGAGAGCUUCCAGAGCAACGACAUCGACACGGGCUGGCUGGAUCACCUGAUCGCCGAGAGAGUCCAGGCCGAGAAACCCGACAUCAUGCUCGGGGUAGUCUGCGGAGCCUUGAACGUAGCAGACGCCCUGUUCAGGACCUGUAUGACCGACUUCUUGCAUUCCCUGGAAAGGGGCCAGGUUCUCCCAGCAGAUUCUCUCCUGAACAUCGUGGAUGUGGAGCUGAUCUACGGAGGGGUGAAGUACAUCCUCAAGGUUGCCCGCCAGUCUCUGACCAUGUUCGUUCUCAUCAUGAACAACUGCCACAUCGAGAUAGACGCCCACAGGCUCAACGACGGCGGCUUGCUGCUGUCCUAUGACGGCAACAGCUACACCACGUACAUGAAGGAAGAGAUAGACAGUUACCGGAUCACCAUCGGCAACAAGACGUGCGUGUUUGAGAAGGAGAACGAUCCCACCAUCCUGAGGUCUCCCUCUGCCGGGAAGCUGGUGCAGUACCUGGUGGAGGACGGAGGCCGCCUGACGGCAGGCAGCACCUACGCAGAGAUGGAGGUAAUGAAGAUGAUCAUGACCUUGAAUGUCCAGGAAGACGGCCGGGUCCACUACGUGAGGCGGCCGGGAGCCGUCCUCCAAGGGGGCUGUGUGAUAGCCAGGCUGGAGUUGGACGAUCCUUCUAAAGUCCAUGAGGCUGAGCCAUACACAGGGGACCUCCCUUGCCAGCAGACCUUGCCCAUCUUGGGAGAGAAGCUGCACCAGGUUUUCCACAACGUCCUGGAAAACUUGACCAAUGUCAUGAAUGGCUACUGUUUGCCAGAACCAAUUUUCAGUACCAAGCUUAAAGAGUGGGUGAAUAAGCUGAUGGUCACUCUGCGGUCCCCUUCCUUGCCCCUUCUGGAACUCCAGGAGAUCAUGACCAGCGUGUCUGGCCGGAUCCCCGCCUCUGUGGAGAAGGCAGUCCGCAAGGUGAUGGCCCAGUACGCGAGCAACAUCACCUCUGUGCUUUGCCAGUUUCCCAGCCAGCAGAUUGCCAACAUCCUGGACAGCCACGCCGCGACCCUUCAGAGGAAGGCAGACCGAGAAGUCUUCUUCAUGAACACUCAGAGCAUCGUCCAGCUAGUCCAAAGGUACCGCAGUGGGACCCGUGGCUACAUGAAGACGGUCGUGUUAGAUUUAUUAAGGAAGUACCUGCAGGUGGAGCAUCAUUUCCAACAAGCCCACUACGACAAGUGCGUGAUCAACCUCCGGGAGCAGUUCAAGCCGGACAUGUCCCCCGUGCUGAACUGCAUCUUCUCCCACGCCCAGGUGGCCAAGAAGAACCUGCUGGUCACCAUGCUGAUCGAUGAGCUGUGUGGCCCAGACCCAUCCCUGACCGAUGAGCUUCUCUCCAUCCUUGGCGAACUUACCCAGCUGAGCAAAAGCGAGCAUUGUAAAGUAGCCUUACGGGCCAGACAGGUACUGAUCGCCUCCCACCUCCCCUCUUAUGAACUCAGACACAACCAAGUAGAGUCCAUUUUCCUGUCUGCCAUUGACAUGUAUGGCCACCAGUUCUGCCCGGAAAACCUCAAGAAACUGAUCCUUUCAGAAACAACCAUAUUUGAUGUGCUGCCCAAUUUCUUUUACCAUGCCAACCAGGUGGUUUGCAUGGCAUCCCUGGAGGUGUACGUCCGCAGAGGCUACAUUGCCUACGAGCUGAACAGCCUCCAGCACCGGCAGCUUCCCGACGGCACCUGUGUGGUGGAAUUCCAGUUCAUGCUGCCCUCGUCUCAUCCGAACCGAAUGGCCCUUCCCGUCAGCGUCACCAACCCUGACUUACUGCGACACAGCACGGAGCUGUUCAUGGACAGCGGCUUCUCCCCUCUCUGCCAGAGGAUGGGGGCUAUGGUUGCCUUUCACAGAUUUGAGGAUUUUGUCAGAAACUUUGAUGAAGUCAUUUCCUGCUUCGCAAACCUGGCUAAGGAGAGCCCCCUCUUCAGCGAGGCUCGGUCCAUGAUGUACUCCGAGGAAGACUGCAAGUGCCUCAAGGAUGAGCCCAUCCACAUUCUGAACGUUGCCAUCCAGUGCGCUGAACACCUCGAGGAUGAGGAGUUGGUGCCUGUUUUCCGGACGUUUGUGCAGUCCAAGAAACACGUCCUUGUGGAAUACGGCCUCCGGAGAAUCACCUUCCUCAUCGCACAAGAGAGAGAAUUUCCCAAGUUUUUUACAUUCAGAGCCAGAGACGAGUUUGCUGAAGACCGAAUCUACCGCCAUUUGGAGCCCGCCCUGGCCUUCCAGCUGGAGCUGAACCGCAUGCGCAACUUCGAGCUGAAGGCCGUGCCCUGCGCCAACCACAAGAUGCACCUCUAUCUGGGCGCCGCCCGAGUGAAGGAGGGCACCGAAGUGACCGACCACCGCUUCUUCAUCCGGGCCAUCAUCAGGCACUCGGACCUCAUCACCAAGGAAGCCUCCUUCGAGUACCUGCAGAACGAGGGCGAACGGCUGCUCCUGGAAGCCAUGGACGAGUUGGAGGUGGCCUUCAACAACACCAGCGUCCGCACCGACUGCAACCACAUCUUCCUCAACUUCGUCCCCACCGUCAUCAUGGACCCUUCCAAGAUCGAGGAGUCGGUCCGAUCCAUGGUGAUGAGGUACGGGAGCCGGCUGUGGAAACUGCGAGUCCUGCAGGCCGAGGUCAAGAUUAACAUCCGCAUGACCCCGACCGGCACCGCCAUCCCCAUCCGCCUCUUCCUGACCAACGAGUCAGGCUACUACCUGGAUAUCAGCCUCUACAAGGAAGUGACGGAUCCCAGGAGUGGAAAUAUCAUGUUUCAUUCAUUUGGAAACAAACAAGGCGCCCAGCACGGCAUGCUGAUCAAUACUCCCUACGUGACCAAAGACCUUCUCCAGGCAAAAAGGUUCCAGGCCCAGUCUCUGGGCACCACCUACAUCUAUGACUUCCCAGAGAUGUUCAAACAGGCUCUCUACAAACUGUGGGGCUCAGAAAAGCACCCCAAGGAUGUCUUGACAUGUACAGAGCUCGUGCUGGACUCUCAGGGGCAGCUGGUAGAGAUGAACAGGCUCCCUGGGGGGAAUGAGAUUGGUAUGGUAGCUUUCAAGAUGAUGCUCAAAACUCGAGAGUAUCCCAAUGGCCGGAACAUCAUUGUCAUUGGCAAUGAUAUCACUUUCCGGAUUGGCUCCUUCGGGCAAGAGGAAGACCUCCUCUUCCUGCGUGUGUCCCAGCUGGCCCGAGCAGAGGGUAUCCCCAAGAUCUACCUCUCUGCCAACAGUGGGGCCCGCAUAGGCCUGGCUGAGGAGAUCCGGCACAUGUUCCAAGUGGCAUGGCUUGACCCUGCAGACCCCUGCAAGGGAUUCAAAUACCUCUACCUGACGCCCCAAGACUACACCAAGAUCAGUUCCCUGAAUUCUGUUCAUUGCACGCACAUAGAGGAAGAAGGAGAAUCGAGGUACGUCAUCACCGACAUCAUUGGCAAGGACGAUGGCCUCGGAGUGGAGAACCUGCGGGGCUCCGGCACCAUUGCUGGGGAGUCGUCUCUGGCAUACGAGGAGAUUAUCACCAUCAGCAUGGUGACCUGCCGAGCUAUUGGAAUCGGAGCCUACCUGGUAAGGUUAGGCCAGCGGGUGAUACAGGUCGAAAACUCCCAUAUCAUCCUGACGGGAGCAGGUGCCCUGAAUAAGGUCCUCGGCCGUGAAGUUUAUACCUCAAAUAACCAGUUGGGUGGCGUGCAGAUCAUGCAUUUUAAUGGCAUUUCCCACAUCACCGUUCCAGAUGACUUUGAGGGAGUUUACACCAUCUUGGAGUGGCUGUCGUACAUGCCCAAGGACAUUUAUAGCGCAGUGCCCAUCAUCACCCCCACCGACCCCAUCGACCGGGAAAUUGAAUUCCUUCCUUCCAAAGCCCCCUACGAUCCCCGAUGGAUGCUAGCAGGAAGGCCUCAUCCAACUGUGAAGGGUGCCUGGCAGAGUGGGUUCUUUGACCAGAACAGCUUUAAGGAGAUCAUGGAACCCUGGGCCCAAACUGUAGUGACCGGCCGAGCAAGGUUGGGGGGAAUUCCUGUUGGGGUGAUAGCGGUGGAGACCAGGACUGUUGAGAUGGUGGUCCCUGCUGAUCCUGCGAACCUGGAUUCUGAGGCCAAGAUAAUCCAGCAGGCAGGACAGGUGUGGUUCCCAGACUCGGCCUUUAAAACUGCGCAGGCCAUCAAGGAUUUCAGCCGGGAGAAGCUGCCCCUGAUGAUCUUUGCCAACUGGAGAGGCUUCUCUGGGGGCAUGAAGGACAUGUACGACCAGGUGCUGAAGUUCGGGGCCUACAUCGUGGACGGCCUCCGGCAGUACAAGCAGCCCGUCCUCAUCUACAUCCCCCCGUUCGCCGAGCUGCGCGGAGGCUCCUGGGUGGUCAUCGACCCCACCAUCAACCCCCAGUGCAUGGAGAUGUACGCGGACAAAGAGAGCAGGUGGGCGCCUCCCCCGGGGCCUGCCGGCCUCGCCCCUGCUGACCGGCCCCUGCUGACCAGCCCCACCGCUGAUGGCCCCCCCACUGACCAGCCCCACUGA
Messenger RNA from Gracilinanus agilis (Agile Gracile Mouse Opossum), 5396 nucleotides. RefSeq names its product acetyl-CoA carboxylase beta (gene ACACB). The record is from RefSeq and is a predicted model, not a curated record. The coding region runs from base 12 to 5396 and encodes 1794 amino acids. The transcript has 41 exons. Gene Ontology annotation, molecular function: ATP binding; acetyl-CoA carboxylase activity; metal ion binding. NCBI's taxonomy places the organism in Eukaryota, Metazoa, Chordata, Mammalia, Didelphimorphia, Didelphidae. Gene Ontology annotation, biological process: fatty acid biosynthetic process.